AGAAGAAGAAGAAGAAGAAGAGUAACCAUGAACGCCUGGAGGAUCUUUGUAAAUGUAGUUUUAUUACUUCCAGACGUAACGCCAUUGACAAAACUACAAGCCCUACAGGUCAAUCGGACUGCAGACACGGAAGUGAAUGAAUUCUUGUUGGAAAAGUUGUCUUGCCAGCAGUGUUGUUAAUUUCUGACUCGUUGCUUGUGCCUGUGAAUUCCUCAUUCGGGAUACCAAAGGUAAAACAGUGCUUUACCUAAUAAUUUACGACUAUUUGGUUAACAGUAAACCGUCGUUUUAAAAUUGUGAGAAAAUAAUGUUUCUGUAAGCUUAGUUAGCUAACGUCUUUAGCUGACAAGCGUACUGUAGUUACAUUCAGCGUGCAGUACACUCAAUGUCUUUAUGCUAACAGCUAGCUGAAAUAUUGUUGUGUACUAGAUCGCAAAAUGAUUUAGCUUGCUAACAAAUGUCCUCAAUGCACCAACGUUCUAUGGUAUGAUAGGGCUACACGGUUGUCUGUAAAAAGAGUGUGAAAUCUGUUGCUGGGCCUUUGAUUUCUAGGUAGCUAGUUACACAGUUGAGAAAAACCUGUUCUCAGUCAUGCAUGCCUUAUGUUACUUAGUCUGUGCCUCUGCCUGUCUGCCUGUCAUGAUAGAGAAAUUCAUGGUAUGUUACUCAAUUUGCUUUUUGGCACCACACCUUCAGAGCAACUGUCAUUGCUGUUGGCUGAAACAUAACUUAAAUGGUGUUUUGAGUACAGUAAUUUUAUUCUGAUCUGAAAAUGUCUAGCAAGGUGUGAGAUUGAUAUAGGCUUUAGCCAGAGUAAGUUUAAUGUUGUGUUAGACUUAUCCAGAACGCUGCAGCCCGUCUGGUGUUCGACCUUCCCAAGUUCUCUCAUGUCACCCCACUCCUCCGCACACUCCACUGGCUUCCAGGUGCUUGCCUACGGAGCUGUGAGGGGAACGGCACCUCCUUACCUUCAGGCUCUGAUCAGACCCUACACCCAAACGAGGGCACUACGUUCAUCCACUUCUGGCCUGCUAGCUCCCCUACCUCUUCGGAAGCACAGUUCCCGCUCAGCCCAGUCAAAGCUAUUUGCUGCUCUGGCACCCCAAUGGUGGAACAAGCUCCCCCACGACGCCAGGACAGCGGAGUCACUGACCACCUUCCGGAGACACUUGAAACCCUACCUCUUUAAGGAAUACCUGGAAUAGUAUAAAGCAAUCCUUCUACCCCCCCCCCCCCCUCCCCCACCCCCCCAUAAAAAAAAAAGUGGUUAUCCCACUGGCUAUCAUAAGUUGAAUGCACCAAUUUGUAAGUCGCUCUGGAUAAGAGCGUCUGCUAAAUGAUGUAAAUGUAAAUGUUAGUUAAUAUUGGCCUGGUUGACUUUUCCCCCUUUCAGUAAUGGUGCCCAUCUUGCCCGUGGGCAUGGGCGGCUACUAGCAAUGCAACAAAGAACCUCAUUGAGAAGGUUAAAGGAAUCUCUGCGUGGAUGUGGAGCAUGCACUAGCCAGCAGCUGGGUUGAUGCAUCACACAUUACCUUAGACACAGUCCUGCACAGAGCCCAACAUUGUCUAAUGAUGAAAGCUUAUCUGUGUAUGAACUAUGAAUCAUUUCUCACUGGGCACUGGGUUCUCCUCAGAAUUAUUAUUAUUUUUCAACAUUACUGUGCUUUUCAUGGCCUCAGUUUGAGCUUGAAUUGUUUAUACAGGGAGUGUGUAAUGGGUAGCCUGACUACACACUCAAUUAUUGUGCUGCUCUGUCGUUCGCUACAUACUUUAGUCUGAGACUGCCAUCAUUGAAGUCGUUUGUGGUGACGAGGGGUGAUGUAGAAAAGUCAUCAGCGAUUGGAUCGUCUCUAACCAAUCAGAUUAUCAAAGCCAAUGAUGAAUUUUCAAACUGUCGCUUUACCCACAUGUGUUCGGCUCUGGCCUAACCCAUCAGUUUUUGCGUCGGUGAUGAUGUACUCAGAUCAGGAAUUGGCAGAUUCGAAUAUGGCACCGGUCUAUGGCCUGUGAUGUGAACGGGCAAAAGCGGUGAGGGAGGAGCAGUAAUCUCCACCGCUCUGUGAUGUCAACAAGGCAGCAUGGUGCACCGUCCAGAAACAUCUAUUUUCCAUGAAAUAUAUGUUUGAAUUUUCAAAAAAGUUUUCAUUGGGAAGGCAGUGUCAUGACUUGCCCUCAUGGGCUGAGGAUCAAAGAUGCCGGCUAGGCAAAGGUUUGAACACCCCUCUCCUGGGGGCCAGUUUUAUGACCGGUCGUAAAUUCCUUGCAGAAACGUUAUUUUCCGUGCCAUGCAUUAAUGGGAGAGGGUAUUUCCCUGUGGAACAAAGGAAGUCUUCUCACCAAGACUCCAACAUCCAAAAGUGAAUAAUGAAACAAUAUUCCUACUUAAAAUAAUGUGGGAAAUGGUCGGUGGCGACUUAAAAAACAAUAAUGUCAAAUUGUGGUCCUCUGUAGCUCAGCUGGUAGAGCACGGCGCUUGUAACGCCAGGGUAGUGGGUUCGAUCCCCGGGACCACCCAUACACAAAAAUGUAUGCACGCAUGACUGUAAGUCGCUUUGGAUAAAAGCGUCUGCUAAAUGGCAUAUUAUUAUUAUUAAAUUCGUUACUAUGUUGUGAUGGCAUUAAAGACAGUGGAACAACAUAACUGUAUCUCUGGGGGUGUACACUUCCCAGUUAUGAGGUUUGCAUCUAAUUGUUGUAUAAAACGAAUGAUUAAGUAUAAUAAUAAUUUUGUGAAAAUAACAAUGUGAUUUUAGCAUUCUAGAUGAGAUGAUUGUUUCCAUAUUGAUUUGUUCUCAGUCAGUGGCCAUGCCCAGAUGAGCACAAACAUGAUGAAACGGCCCCUUUUCUACUCAAGUAUAAAACCCCUCCUGACGAAAUUGAAGCUUCACUGAAGCUUCACGUUACAAAAUGGUUAGACCAGAAAGACCAGAAAACGUGAGAAGUUAGUCCACACAUUUGAAAUGGAGAAACUCUGAAACUCUCAACCUCUACACGAGGUGAAGAAGAAGACAAUGCACUAGACCUUAUCAUCUCAGUCUGCAGCUGGCAUGUAUAGUCGUCUAGAGAACUUUCACUAAAGACACGAGUUGGGAAGGACUAUACCUCUCCGACAACCUCUGGUACAUCUGAAGUAUCUAUUCUAACAGAUCAACUCUACGAACUACAGGGUACGCUGAAGUAUCCAUUCUAACCACCACUGCGACCAGAAACUACCAAGGACAUUGGGAUCUCUGGUGGGCAAACCAGAGUCCUACAUCAUCAACUCAACUAUCGAGGACAGCUACACAUAAAUACAUGUUGUAUUUCUAAUCCGAAUGAGCGUAAUUAGGGUGCAUAAGUAUUAUGAUUACUGUGAGCGUAGUUUCCAAAGUAACUAUGAUAGUUUGAAUCUCUGUCUCUCCCUUCCAUUCUGACCCCUCCUUCUACCCAAGCAUUCAUGCUUUUGUUAGUCCAGUCCACUAGGGACCUGUUUUCAUUGUAUUACGUUAGUAAUCAAUAACCCUAUGUGUGUGUGUGUGUGUGUGUGUGUGUGUUUGUAUUGUGUUUGUAUUGUGUUAUUAUUUAGUUAGUUAGUAAAUAAACAAUCAAGCCAAUUUGUGUAUUGCUGAUUCAUCAAUAAGGUUUGGGUUCUUGCAGGUUCAAGGAUUAUGCGACGUUCAGAAUGAGACUGAUAAGAGGUAAUUAUUUAAUAAGUGACUGUUAUCGAUAUAUAACAUAUAUCUUCUAAGAGUUUAAUUCGGGAGAUGGUAACUCGUUAAACAACUUCUUCCGUGGUGCCCCAAAUUCCUAAUGAGUUAAUUGUUAAGAUGAUUAAUUUAAUUGAGUGACAAUUAAACAUAAUUAGUGGAUUCGAUAAAUAACAGUCAUACAUUAAAAGUAAGUAAAGUCACAACAGCAGAUAAAGCUUUUGUUAAAUCACUUUUGCAUGUGAAAACACCGAAUCCUACUUGUUACUCCACGUGCUUAAUUACGUCACUUUCGUUUUGAGCCAUCUUCACCGUGGGUGUUGAAUGGGGCACCUGGCUCACGCCCGGGAGGCAGCCCGAUUCCAAAACGAAUGCAAUUAACUUCAACCCGGUGCAAAACACGCCUACCCGGGCACCCGGCCCAGUUUAAUCGAAUCCCCUCGCUUAUUGCGGAGAAGAAACUAACGUCCGUGGGCGUGGUGUAGCGUUUAGUCGGAGCAAGGAGUCUGGGUAGCCAGGCAAUGUAAUGGGAUGGAAGUCGCCAGAGUUGUAACACCUAUUAGUUAUAAAGUAUUAUCAGCUUUGAUAAUAGCUUGACGUGAGGCAGGCCUAAAUCUAACCUACUCUAACAUGAAACAUUUCACGCCUCAGAUUUGCACCAUUAUUAAUGUCACAAGUUUAAAUCUCGUGUGUCCCGUCACCCACAGGGAACGAUGGGGAGCGAACCAGGCCCAGUCCAGAUUGUGACAGUUUGCAAGGAGGAUCACUCCUUUGCCUUGGACACAGAGGCUCUGGGACGGGUUCUGCUGGCACCAGAGGUCCGGGACAAACAUGUGGUGGUGCUCUCAGUGGCAGGGGCCUUCCGGAAAGGCAAGAGCUUCAUUCUGGACUUCAUGCUCCGCUACAUGUACAGGAAGGUCAGUGUUUCUGAAAUUAGAACAUACACACCCAUGGUCCUAAGCUUGGUUCAAAGUUCAGUAUUUCAUUAGUUUUCUAUCACAUACAGGUAACUGUGUGUGCGUAUGUCUGUGUAUGAAAACAAUGUAAACCAUAUGCCCUAGGCCGUCUCUGUCACCAGAUCUCAACCCAAUUUAACACUUAUGGGAGAUUCUGGAGCGGCGCCUGAGACCGGGUUUUCCACCACCAUUAACAAAACAUCAAAUGAUGGAAUUUCUUGUGGAAAAUUAGUGUCGCAUCAUCCCUCCAAUAGAGUUCAAGACACUUGUAGAAUCUAUGCCAAGGUGCAUUGAAGCUGUUCUGGCUAGUUGUGGCCCAACGCCCUAUAAAGAUACUUUAUGUUGGUGUUUCAUUUAUUUUGGCAGUUACCUGUAUCUCUCCCUGUGACCUGAAUUGUUUCAUGAUGUCAGACUUAUUCUCAGGGCUGCUGCCCAGUCAGUAAUGUGUAGCGGCGUAUGUAUUCCUCCAGAAGCAUGGUGAGGAGUGGCUGGGCCAGGACGAUGAGCCCCUGACUGGGUUCAAAUGGAGGGGGGGCUCAGAGCCAGAGACCACCGGCAUCCAGCUGUGGAGUGAGGUCUUCCUGGUGGAGAAGAGCGAUGGAACAGAGGUACUGACUCCAACAUUCAAAACUAUGCGCUUUGGAAUGAUUCUGCCAUUGUGCUAGAAAGUUGUUUGGGCACUGGAACUGAACAGUGUGCAAAGUGUAAUGUUUAUGUUGGUAUUAUGCAUUUGAUUGAUUGAUUGAUGGAUGGAUUGAUUUCUGCCCUCUAUAGGUGGCAGUAUUACUGAUGGACACCCAGGGCGCAUUUGAUAACCAGUCCACUGUGAAGGAUUGUGCCACAAUCUUUGCCCUCAGCACCAUGACCAGCUCAAUACAGGUGAUCUGCUGUGCACUCAUGUAAUUUGUUAUAAUUGAUGUCAUUGGUGUUAAUAUGUUUGUGUAAUAUGGUUGUGAUUGUUUGUGUCUCUCUUGCAGAUCUACAACCUCUCACAGAACAUUCAGGAAGAUGAUCUGCAGCAGUUGCAGGUCAGUCUUCCUCAGCAGCAGCAUGUGUGCCUGGCUAAAGCGACAGACUCUGGCUGACUCCAGUCUGGGGAGGCGCUUUGAUGUUGUUGGCAUGAUGCGUUGAUUAUGAAGAGGACUGUGCUUUUACAGUGGUUGGUUCUUUGUGUCUCUCUCACUGAAACACCCACACACACAGCCCCCGAGCGCCAUGCCCUUGCUUUGCAACUGUUCGUUUUUCAAAUCCAAACUGCGAAAGGUCUUAACCCCCUAGAAAAAAAGGGUUGUGAUAACCAACCAGCUUGAUUGCUCAAAACUGAGCUCUAAAACUACCUUUAACAUUGGACUCAACAGGGAAUCCAGACCAACAGUGUGUACCUUAAAAUAAAAUAAAAAAUAUGCCAUUUAGCAGACGCUUUUAUCCAAAGCAACUUACAGUCGUGCGUGCAUACAUUUUUGUGUAUGGGUGGUCCCGGGGAUCGAACCCACUACCUUGGCGUUACAAGCGCCGUGCUCUACCAGCUGAGCUACAGAGGACCUUGUGCUAUUCCACGUGGUCUAGUGUCAGCCAGGCUAGCAACAUGUUCCACGACCUGAGAGCAUGGCUCCCCAGGACACGGAAAUUCUGGAAUUGAAACACAAGCCUAGGCAUAGAAAGUGAGGGGUUUUGCAUACCAAUGUGCUCAUUCAAAGUCAGGGAACUUCAGAACAUACCUGAAGGCAGGGCUCUAAAUUAACAUUUAUCAUAGACUGUUUGGUUGUUUUUUACUAUGGGGCAAACAGACAGGGUUGGCUUAGAUUGUUGACAACAUGUAAACUAUAUUUUGUCUCCAAUGUUUAUUGAAAACAUAAAUACAUUUGCACAAUGAGCACUUGUUGUCUCAAAUACAUCGUUACAGUUGUUGGUUAGCUAGCUAGCGAAUUUUAGCCAUAUUAGCAUUGACAUGAAAUCAUUCAAAACACCCCAAAACAAGACAUGGUAUUAAGAAAUAGAUGAAACUAACUAAAACGGGUCACUUACGAUUAUCCACAUGGCAGUUUCUUGUCAUUGUUGGUAGCUAUCUGGCCAUCCAGAAUCACAACAACUCAUGGACGUCUGCCCCAUUGAAGCACUGGUGCUUCCAACUUAAACAAAGUUAGGAGCACAACAUAAAAUCUAGGAGCACCAGAAGAUUUUUAAUUUUUAUUGAUUGAGAUAUAGCAAGAGAUCAGUCAUUCAUUCAUUUAUUAAUUUCUAUGAUCGUUGAUAUUCUAAAGAAGCUAUGUACUGGUAAAGUAACCAGGUUGUUAGCUAGCUAGCUAAUGAGGUAACAUGACUGAACAAGGUGUAAACAAAUGUCUGUGAAUGGUUUUGGAACAUCCCGCGACAUGCUUUAUGAACAGGGCCUAAAAACAAACGUUUUGGUCUGCCAGCCACUUUGGCAGGUAAAUGUCCACAACAAUGCUUAAACCACAUCAGGAUACCACUUUUGAGGUCUGGAGAAGAAAAUAAUAACAUUUUGGAGGGUAUAGUUGCCCUUUAAUUUCAAUUGUUCACCUCAAGAGACUGGUGUUUGGCUGGUGGUGUUUCUGUACUGCAUCUGCAAUAGCAGAGUUUGCGAACCAAAAGACCACUCAAAUGAUACAAAUCAUCAUGAUAUUGUAUCAUUUUGCCAGAUAAGCCUACUUUACAGUUAACAUUUAAUUUGGAAAGUUUUAUAGGAAAGCAUUUAGAAACGACUGUUUCAGCAUCACUAACUGGCUACACAAAGUGUAGACACAGGCAUUCCCAUGCCAUUAGUUAUUCAGAAAGUUGCAACAAGUACAAAUCACUGAUGCAUUUUAAAAUAUUAUUUUACAUGUAGGCUUUGGAAUGAAUGAAUCUGCGCUCGCUUUUUUUCUCUAGGGCACUCGGAAACAACUACAGUGAAGUCUAUCAUUACAACAAUUUUUAAAUGGGUGAUUUUUAUUUUUUUAUGGUCGCACUUGUGCUCCCAAAAUAAAAUAUCAGGUCGCACAGCAAAAUACCUUUGAGCAUAUGCGACCAAAAUGGUUGCACUUUAGAGCCCUUCAUGAAGGCCACAUUAUUUACAGUAUCUGUUUCUAAUAGCAAUUGCAGUACCUCAAGUUAAUUUAGCCUUUUUUUAAAAUUUGAUUUCUUGUGCAUAAUUAAUUACACCCCUGUAUGUUCUGUCUUCGUCCAGCUGUUCACAGAGUAUGGUCGCCUCGCCAUGGAUGAAAUCUAUCUGAAGCCCUUUCAGGUAUGUGAACCAAAAGUCUUAUAAAUAUCAAGCAAACGUUCAUUGGUCAUUUAGGAUCUAGACCAAUUAUCUUUAAGUGCCUUUUGACCUUACUCACAGUCACUUUUUCUGGUAUAUAUUUGCUAACUAAAAGUGCCUUGUCUUUACCAUACCUGGUCUCUCUCUAUUCUCCCUUUUUACCCACAGUCUCUGAUGUUCCUAAUCAGGGAUUGGAGCUUUCCCUAUGAGUAUAAAUAUGGGCUGAAGGGAGGCAGCGAGUUCCUGGAUAAACGUCUACAGGUACCAGUCCCUUUUCAGGGUACAAAUUGAAGUGCUUUUUGUGAUUGUUGUUGCUGCACUGUGUAAGAUAUGAUAGUAAAUUCAGCCAGGUUCAGUUAUGCAUUGGUGAUAGUAACCAGCAUGUGUGAUGUUGUGCAGGUGAAGGAGACCCAGCAUGAGGAACUACAGACGGUGAGGGAACACAUUAAUUCAUGCUUCACCUCCAUCAGCUGUUUCCUGUUACCACAUCCUGGGUUGAAGGUGGCCACCAGCCCCGCUUUCAAGGGCCAGCUUAGUGGUAUGGCUGCCCCCUUGUCCAUCUUGUUAAUCCAUCUAAUGAGGAACCAACUGUCUGAGGAAUUAACUUGAUCUGUUUCAACCCUCUCUCAGAUGUGGCUCCCGAGUUUAAAAAGGAGCUAUGCAACCUCAUCCCCACACUGCUGCACCCUAGCAGCCUGGCUGAGAAAGAGAUCAACGGCAACAAAGUCACCUGCAGGGGCCUGCUGGAGUUCUUCAAGGUGAGACUGUGUGUUUAGCUCUCUGAGGUACCUGCCAGGUUUGUAUCAUCAAGUCAUGUUUGACAGUAUAAUGUUUGUGAUUACAGGCAUACAUCAAGAUCUAUCAGGGUGAAGACCUGCCACACCCGAAGUCUAUGCUGCAGGUACACACCCAUUAACCACUUAGGUUUUCCACUUUGAGAGUAAUGUAAUAUUCCACUGUAUUGCUCUUCAACAGAGGAAUAUAAUGUUAAUAUUGAAGUUGAGGAUGUUCAUAAGUCUUGAGGUGUUCUUGAAUGUCACUAGUCCACUGCCACUAAAUGUACAGUAUAUCUCUCUCAAAAGGCCACAGCAGAGGCCAACAACUUGGCAGCCGUGGCAGCAGCCAAAGACCAGUAUUACAAAAACAUGGAGAAGGUGGGUUUGUGUUGAAGAAUGUGCAUUUUUAUCUGAAAGAACAGUUACUCUUAAGAUCUCACCUUGCAUUCUGUUUUCUUCUCUCCCUCUAUUGUCCUGAAGGUCUGCGGGGGAGACCUUCCCUAUGUGGCUCCUGCCUCUCUGGAGGAGAAGCACCAAUUCUUCUUCCGGGAGUCCCUCCAUGUCUUCUCCUCCACCAAGAAGAUGGGAGGGCAGGAGUUCUGCGACCGCUACCAAGACCAGCUGGAGGCCGAGCUGGUAGAGCUGUGGCAGUCUUUCAGCAAGCAUAAUGAGGUAAGAGUCACACCAGAUACAUUUUUUGUUAGUAAAAACAUUUUAUUUUCCAUUUUAAAUUCACUGAUGAUAAAUUCAAGGUAUAAUUAUUGAAAUCAAUAGAUAAACAUUAUAAUUAAUAUGAUUUUAUUUUAUUUCUCUUUGAAAGUCAAAGAAUGUCUUCAGUGCAUUCCGGACGCCCGCAGUGCUUUUUGUUCUUGUGUGCUUCCUGUACGUGCUGUCAGGGCUGUUGCUCUUCAUCGGCCUGGCUACCAUUGCUUUUGCAUGUGACUGUGUCUUGGGCCUGGCCAUGGUCGCCAUGCUCACCUGGAGCUUCAUACGCUAUUCUGGAAAAUACCGGGGGCUGGGGGGAGCCAUCGACCAGACAGCAGGCGUCAUACUGCAGCAGGUGAGCACAUAUUUUGAAUUGUGUGUGUGUGUAUGUGUGUGUGUGUGUGUGUGUGUGUGUGUGUGUGUGUGUGGGCCCAUCACAUUUGGUGUACAGAGUAUGCAGUUGGACUGUAAAAAAAACCAAAGCAUAGUUAUUGUUUGUAAACUUUUGGUAAGAAUCAACAUUUUCCUCCUUAGAAAUAAUUAAAGUACCCUUAUUUACAGUUUUCAUUCAAUACAAUUUAAUCAUGUCCUUCUUUUCUUUCAGGCCACCGUGGUAUUGAACAAGUCGAGGCCAGCGGUGGCUGAGAUGAGGAAAUCCAGCUAGAUGGCCUCGACCCUGUCUCUCAAUGCAAUACAACAUGCACACAACACAAGCACACAUCCCAGCACUAAAGCCUUACCAUGCUAUCCAAUGGAACCAACAUACAGCACCUACAAGGUGCAGUUACAACACCAACACAUGAUUAUAAUGGCAAUGGGAGGUCAAAACGAUGCAGAUACACCAGCAUCUUUUCAAUCGCACAAUUUUACAUCAAAGGUUACAUCAUCGUCUAUCUACAUAAAGAUGAGAUCAUAGUCUUACAGAGUAUCUGGGGCAAGGUGCAUUCUCAGACCCAUGGGGUUGUUUAUUCCCCUGGACCUGUUUUUAACACUGACUGACACUGCCAUUCUCACACACCUCCCCUCGUUUAUAAAGACAACCCAGUGAUGUUUACGUAGAAACACUAGACCCAAGUAAUGUAUUAUUAUUGGACAUGCCAUGGAUUUGAAUGCAUCAUAAUCUAUGUAUCCUUUGUGACCAAUGCUUAGUAUUAGGAGGCUGGCCAGGGGGCUUUUAAGUCGAAUAAGACUUGAGCAGUGUAUCCUCCUGAUGCAAUUUACCUAUGCUAUGCUGUGCUGUAAUGGGGUAUACCAGUUAUACAUGUAGCCAGAUCUUCUUGACUUAAUGCUGGUCUCUUUAUACCGCUCUGUGGCCUUGUGCACAUUCCAUCCCAUUCCCAGUUUUGCAUUAUGCUCCUUAUUUGCUUCCCCUGAUCCAUGUCAGGGAUUCCUUGUUGUUGUACUGCUUUCGCUUCGUUCUUGAUUCCAGGCUUGGUGACUCUAAAACACAAGCCCACUUUAGAGGCAGUGCUGAUGCAUUCCACUGUUAUCCUUUGUAAGUUUUAGACUGCUUCACUGCUUGUAACUUGACCAAAAUGUCUUACAGUACAUUACUUCUGAACUUGGAAGGUUGGUUAAGAGAAGUUAGUUAAGUGGCACUUACUUGAGGAAUUAAUGCGCCAAAGAUGUUAUAUGUAAGAUUUUGCAGUACAGAGGAUCGCUUGAAAGGAAAUUGUGAUCAUUUUGAAUUUAUGGGAACAGUUUUCUUAUAUGGAUUAGGAUAACUGGUUUGUGUGUAAACAGGUGAUGGGUAAUGUGAGGCGCUUGGUGACCUGUCAGCCAAAGAAUUACCCAUAAGCAUAGGGGUACAAUGAAAGGCAAGAGACCUCUUCCUCAGAAUCCAGAUAAAUCGACAUAGUUCUACAAAAUCCAUUGUCUCUGACAUUCCUUUUGCACAUUCCAUGUCCAUGUUCCAUUCCAUUGUUGAGGAGGGAUUUUUCCGCAUUUACUAUUGCACUCUCCCUAUGUACAGUUACAUUUGAACUCAUUCCACAAAUAAAAAUAUAUUACAGUAGAUACAUGAAAUUCAUGUUCUCAUUAUUGCUUCCUUUUUUUAAUCAUCUUUUGCAAUAGUAUUUUUUGUGGCCUUGGUAACUG
This is a messenger RNA of Coregonus sp. 'balchen', 11482 nucleotides long. Lineage: Eukaryota; Metazoa; Chordata; Actinopteri; Salmoniformes; Salmonidae. The record is from the annotation of a GenBank genome assembly.